AUGAGCGGCGAUGGGACGUCGUCGUCGUCGUUACGCGCGGCGGACGCGUACAAGUACAACCAGCGCAAGAUGAUCACGCCGACGUACCCGGAGGAGGGCGACUACAUCUCCGUCCAGGGCGAGGAGCUCAUCUUCGGCGCGAUCUUCGCGUGCGUCGCGUGGUGGAUGUUCAAACAGCUCCGGUCGAUGCUUCGCGCGCACAGGAACGUGAAGCGGAUGGCCGGCGUCGACGACGGAGGACCGGUGGGGGUGAUGAUCAUGUCCGACGACGACGAUGACGGCACGGACGCGAGCGAGGACGGGAUGGAUCCAGGGCGGCCACUGAAGAAACGAGAAUGA
Molecule: messenger RNA, 339 nt
Organism: Micromonas pusilla CCMP1545
Lineage: Eukaryota; Viridiplantae; Chlorophyta; Mamiellophyceae; Mamiellales; Mamiellaceae
Exons: 1
Coding region: 1-339 (112 amino acids)
Source: RefSeq, a predicted model, not a curated record